CCCUUACAUUUUGCUGAGAGUCAUCAAUUAUGUAGGGAACGGAUACCAGCAACAAUAUGGCGACAGCCGCAGUUUCUCCCCAAUCUUUUCCACAUCUGCAGUCCAACAACGCCUUUCUGGAUUCUCUGUAACGGUGACAAAAGCAGCCGCCCGGCGGAUGGUUCAGACCCCAAGGACCCAAGUAGCUACAGGAUGAAAACAUGGCCGCACCCCUUCUCGCACCCCCAGGCCCUAACAGCAUCAAGGAGUUCACUUUGGAGUCUCUGGCGAACCUCGAGCUGCGCUUCAAGGAUGCGAAGAACAAGAAGCCUCCCCGGCAGGACAGCAGUUACCGCGACGAUGACGACGAGAACAAGCCCAAGCCCAACAGCGACCUGGAGGCCGGGAAGAGCCUGCCCUUCAUCUACGGGGAGAUCCCCAAAGGGCUGGUGGCGGUACCCCUGGAGGACCUUGACCCCUUCUACGCGGCCACUCAGAAAACGUUUAUAGUGCUAAACCGAGGGAAGACCAUCUUCCGGUUUAGUGCCAACCCUGCCUUGUACUUCAUAAGUCCUUUAAAUUUUGCUAGGCGAAUGUCUAUUAAAAUUUUGAUACACUCCCUUUUCAGCAUGAUCAUUAUGUGUACUAUUUUGACCAACUGUAUAUUCAUGACCUUUAGUGACCCUCCCGAGUGGUCAAAACAAGUAGAGUACACAUUCACUGGAAUUUAUACGUUUGAGUCCCUUGUAAAAAUCUGCGCGCGAGGAUUCUGUAUAGACGGUUUCACGUUCCUCAGAGACCCGUGGAACUGGUUGGAUUUCAUGGUCAUUUCUAUGGCAUAUAUAACAGAGUUUGUGGACCUGGGCAAUGUAUCUGCGCUGAGAACAUUCAGAGUUCUCCGAGCAUUGAAAACUAUCUCUGUCAUACCAGGCCUGAAGACCAUCGUGGGCGCCCUGAUCCAGUCGGUGAAGAAGCUGUCUGACGUGAUGAUCCUCACCGUGUUCUGCCUGAGCGUGUUCGCCCUCAUCGGCCUGCAGCUCUUCAUGGGGAACCUGCGGCACAAGUGUGUGAUCUGGCCCAUCAACGCCACCGACAACUACCUGGCCAACGGCAGCAGGGGCUUCGAGUGGAACGAGUACAUCAACAACGACACCAACUUCUACUUCCUGCCUGGCAGCCUGGACGCUCUUCUCUGUGGGAACAGCUCUGACUCUGGGUGAGUCUCCCUCCUGUUCUCCUCAGGCUCUGUGUACAGUCCCCUCCUUCAUCACACGCCUCCAUCCAGUCAAUGGUUGGAGCUGCAUGUCAUGAAGGGAGCAGGUCGCCUGGCUUAUGAAUUGCCGCAGAGGCCUAAAGACCCUUUUAAUGCAGGAACUAAGUGCGCUUUGUUGUUAGAUACGGCCGCCCCUGUUUUCAUUUGAAAAGGCUCAAAUGAAAAGUGCUUCAUAAAUCAAAUGAUUAUAUAUCAUUAUAAUGAUGAUUAUUAGAGUUUGAACCCAGAAGCUCUCCACUGGAAUUUAAACACACUAACGGCUUGACUACCCUCCACCCCCAUCUCUGACCCCAACACACCC
Messenger RNA from Gadus macrocephalus (Pacific cod), 1553 nucleotides. Its product is annotated as sodium channel protein type 8 subunit alpha-like. Gene Ontology annotation, molecular function: voltage-gated sodium channel activity. Gene Ontology annotation, cellular component: plasma membrane; axon; voltage-gated sodium channel complex. Lineage: Eukaryota; Metazoa; Chordata; Actinopteri; Gadiformes; Gadidae. The record is from RefSeq and is a predicted model, not a curated record. Gene Ontology annotation, biological process: sodium ion transmembrane transport; neuronal action potential; membrane depolarization during action potential.